This is a messenger RNA of Phacochoerus africanus (Common warthog), 3052 nucleotides long. RefSeq names its product fibronectin type III domain containing 7 (gene FNDC7). Lineage: Eukaryota; Metazoa; Chordata; Mammalia; Artiodactyla; Suidae. The record is from RefSeq and is a predicted model, not a curated record. Gene Ontology annotation, molecular function: protein binding. The transcript has 13 exons. Bases 554 to 3052 code for a protein of 832 amino acids.
CGUCAACCACUGCGCCACGACGGGAACUCCUAGUUGUAAGUUUUUACCUUUAAACAACAUCUGCCCUAUCCCCACCUCCCCCCAGCCGACAGCAGGACUGAUCACUGUGGGCUGCAACAACAACAAUAACAACACAUAAAGGUGAAAAAGAAUAAAUGAAACUGGUCAGGAUUCCCAAGUUUAAAAUGAUCAUUCCACUGUGUUACUAAUUUCUAUACAGCUUUGUAAAAUUAUGUUUAGAAAAAGAUUUCAGCAGAAAAGGACAGCCUUCUACACCUUACCUGGAAAGCCCAGGUGACAGUCGCCUUUUGGCCUGCUCAGUAUGGCUUUCUUCCACUCUUCUUUUUUUCAGUCUUUGCAAUACCUGUAGCUGCCAGCCUCCAAGUGCCCCUCGUUACAGGUCAGCUCCUCACGAAAGGGGAGGAGCUACAUCCAGGGUCUGUUCCCAGCAUCACAGCUCCAAGUCCCGUCGACCAACGGCGGUGCCCACCUGGAGACCAAAGAGGACCCUGCCCACUUGUUUGUGUGCCAUGUGAGUGCUCAGUCCAACAGGAUGGCUGCUGGAUCGAUGGAAUGUGUGUCUGUGAUUGGAUUCAGUCUUAUCUAUCUUAAAAUGGUGGCUUCAGCAAAAACAGCUCCUGAAAUACCCUCUAUUGAUCAGGCCUAUUCAAAAAUCAGCAACAGUAUCACCGUGGAAUGGGCUACAGUGCCAGGUGCCACCAGUUACCUCCUUACGGCCGAAGACGGGAACACUGUCAUUGAAACCAUGGUGGCCGGUUCCCCAGGCACUGUGACAGGCCUGAAGGCUGCGACCUUGUACCAAAUCACGGUCAGAUCCGUCAGUGCUGCUGGGAGAAGCCAGCCAUCACCUCCGAAACAGGCAAAGACAGUACUGGCUGCACCAAUUCUAGAAGUCAGCUCUCCAAGUCCAGACUCUAUCCUUGUGCAGUGGGAGGCCGUGUACAUGGCGAUGGGGUUCUCUGUGUCCAUCAUGCGAGCUAAUGGUUUGGGAAGAGUCUGGAAAGAGAACACUACCAACACCUCCUUGACAUUCACUAGCUUAGACGCCGGGACGCUCUACACCAUAAAGGCCUACGCGUGGAACGCCAACGGGACCCCUGGGGACGACUCCACCUGCAAUCAGAGAACGAGUCCUCGUGCUCCUGCCAACAUUCAAGUCUCUUUUGAUAGUGGGGCUCUGAAGGCAUCUGUUUCAUGGGCACCGACAGAGGGAGCUUUCAACUAUACUGUGGUGGCUUUGAGUGACUCAUCUAAGCUGAGCUGUAGUACAACUUUCAGUUCUUGCACCAUCUCCUCCCUCCACUGUGGAACUGAGUACCUGAUUUCAGUUCUAGCAAGUAAUGAUGCUGGGUCUAGCAAAUCAACUUCAGCAGUGACACUGAAAACUGUUGCUUGUGCACCCGGACGAGUGACUAUCCAAGAAGAUCCCCCUGGCCACCUGUCUGUGGCUUGGUCCACCGUAGUUCUGGGUGAUUACUAUGUGGCCUUUGUGAAGAGUGAUGAUGGCUUGGAAGUACACUGCAACACCUCCCUCACCCAGUGCAAUUUCUUAUCUGAGUGUGGCUUCACUUAUUUUAUUAGUGUGUUUGCCUAUAACAAGGCAGGGCAGAGUCCUUUGGGCGAUGUGUUCAACUAUACCACAGCUCCCUGUUGUCCUAGUGACAUUAACCCGGUGCUGGUGUCCAGCGACAGAGUAGAGAUCGUCUGGUCUCCUGUCCGUGGGGCUGAACUCUACGAAACCAAGGCUGUCGAUGGGUUCAGCGUGGUUGAGUGCAAUGACACUGCUCCGGCUUGCACGCUUUCUGCUCUGGAAUGUGACACCAAGUACAACAUCACAGUGUACUCCUUCAGCGAGGUCCGGGGCAGCAAUACGUCGUGUGCUUCCCGAUUUAUAACCACAGCUCCUUGCAGUCCUGAAAUCACAAACAUUUCGAAGGAUGCCUUCUCCAUGAUUCAUGUGCGCUGGCGACCCACUAAUGACGACGCCACCUACACUGUGAUGGCCCAGGGAGAGAAAGGGCAGUACCAGUGCAGCAGCUCCAGGGAGUCCUGCACCCUCGGGGGCUUGCCCUGCGGCUCCGUGUUCUCCGUCACCGCUGUGGCUGAAACACGGGCUGGUCGGAGCCUGCCCAGCUACACUGUGCCACUAGAAACGGUGCCAUGCUGUCCAGCCAGUCUGACCGUCACUCAGGUCACCCAAUCAGUAAUCAACGUGAGCUGGACCAUUGGGACUGGGGCCCAAACCUAUGUGACGGUUUUGGAGUCACACACUGGACAGUCUAAGUGUCACACCCAUCAAAACCACUGCCUCCUGGGAUGCAUCACAUGUGGCAUCAAUUACACAGUGGCAUUAAAAGCAAUUAGUGCCACUGGGUUGACUGCGGACUGCGCCUACCAAAGUUAUUCCUCUGGUGCCUGCUGCCCUUUGGGGGUGAAAUUAUACAGGCUGGGUCCUAAUGGCAUCCGGAUCUACUGGCAGGCUGCCAGGGGCUCUGCCAAUUACAGCACUGACCUCUAUGGUUCCAAAGGCAUUUUCACGUGUACCCCAAGUGCUGGCCUCAGUUUCUGUGAUGUCACCGAGAUCCCCUGCGGGGAUGUCUAUACCGUGAUGGUCUCACCAGUUGCUGAGACAGGACUGAAGCUUACCUUCUGUCCCAAAAAAAUAUAUUCAGGUGGUAGUUCUCAAACUUUGGCGUGUAUCAGAAUCCCUUGGAGAGCUAAUAAAGGAUGUCGAGGUCGAGGCCUGUGGAAAUGGUACUUGCCAGGGAGCCCUCCAGCCGUUCAAGAGCUGAAAACGUCCACUCCCGGACAAGCUGAAAUCAAGCCACCGCACAGAGACAGUGCUCAACCAAGGCAAACCUCCACCAGGACUUCUGCCCAGCCUACCGCUAGGGGGCGCGCAACUGCUCAAGGAGCGUCCAUCCGCACUGCGCAGCCUCAGUCUAGGGGUGGGCGGGAAGCCCCUACAGAGCCCGUGACGUCACCGGAGGGCGCGGACGGUGGGCGUGGGCGGGGCCUCCCCCGCAGCUAG